This is a messenger RNA of Cannabis sativa, 1002 nucleotides long. RefSeq lists its product as uncharacterized. Bases 1 to 1002 code for a protein of 333 amino acids. Lineage: Eukaryota; Viridiplantae; Streptophyta; Magnoliopsida; Rosales; Cannabaceae. The record is from RefSeq and is a predicted model, not a curated record. The transcript has 2 exons. Gene Ontology annotation, molecular function: nucleic acid binding; RNA-DNA hybrid ribonuclease activity.
AUGGUAAAUUUAAAAAGUAAGAAAAGAUUCUGGACUAAGUUUUGGAAGCAAAAAAUCCCACCAAAAGUGAAGAACCUGGUUUGGAGAGCUGCCCGAGAGUGUCUGCCCACGCUGCAGCAAUUGAAAACUAAAAGAGUGGAUGUACAAACAUCCUGCCCAGUCUGCCAUAGCGAAGAUGAAUCCGUCAUCCACGCACUCAUCACUUGCACAAAAGUGAAGCAGGUGUGGGACAGAGUUGGCAUCGGAACAACCACUGCUGCAGCCGAACCAGAAAACUUUACGGGUCGGUUUGUCAUUGCUUUUCUUCUUCUUGAAGCAGAGAAAAAACUGCUACUUCCGGUUCUGUGUUGGGCCAUUUGGAGCGCCCGUAACGAUGUUGUGUGGCAAAAGAAAUCUGUUACUGCAGCUAGCAUUGUAGUGUUAGCAACCGGUUACCUUGAACAAUGGAAGAAUGCUCAAAAUUCUCGAAUCGAGACGUCAUGGUCAGGCCUUAAAGCCGAUGACGGGGCUGAGCAUUGGACUGUCCCAAGUAUUGAUCACAUCAAGGUAAAUGUUGACGCUGCUCUCUUUGAUAGUGGUAACAAAUAUGGAUGCGGGUUAGUGGCAAGAGACCAUCACGGCAUGCUAAUUGAGGGGAAGAUGAAACUUUUUUCUGGUUCGGUUUCACCCGAGGUAGCGGAAUCCAUUGGCAUUCGUGAAGCGUUAAGUUGGAUAAAGAGGCACAAUUGGCAACAUGUUACACUUGAAACAGAUUGUUUAACGGUAGUCCAAGCGAUAAGAAGCGAGGUGAAAAUGAUUUCAAUGUUUGGACAAAUUAUCCAAGAGUGUAAAAAUCUGUUGUUAGAAUUGAAAACUAUUUCUAUGUUAUUUGUUAAACGAUCAGCAAAUAUGGUAGCUCAUAACUGUGCAAGAGCUUCUAUAUUUUUUCCUGGUUGUAUCUUCGAUAUGGAGUCUGUUCCAUUCGACUUGCUACCUUCUUUAGUAGCGGAUUUUAAUGGUUAA